CAGAGCAACUGGAUGUUCAAACACAUGCAUGCACUACCGUCGGUGAUGGUUGUGUUCUUCGAAUUGGAGUGGAACGAUCCAUACUGGUCUCGAAUGGAAUCCGAAUGUGCCGCUCAUUUGACUGCCGUGCGCAAAAGCUUGGAGGGACGGUUGUGUAAGCUGGUGGUCGUGUUGCUGCAUCAAAUCACAUAUCUCAAAGAUGAUCCACAGGCGGACGUGCGUGCUAUCAGUUUUCGACGUGCGUGCGAAGUGGAGGGCAAGAAUUCGCUGUUCAUUCUGCCGGUAAAUGAGAAAGAGAAGAAUCCCGACGUAUUCCAGGGCUAUGUCAACCGGCUGGACAGCGUAUUCAAGGACUUGGCUAGCGCAGCCAUCGAUGAACAAGCUGGGCGAAUCCGCAGCCACCGCGUGCCGGCUGGAGCGCCAGGAUACAGUGUGUAUACCAUCCGUCACCAAUUCAAGCUCGCCUUCUUCAAUGAAACCCUCUCUCGCAGUCACGAGGCCAUUCGCCACUACUCGUCCGCGUACUCGGAACUGCUGACUCUGCGCCAGAGCCGAAGCCAGUCCAUGACACAUGUGCAGAAGAAUGAGAUCAAAGCUAUGGCAGGGCUCAUCAACCAUCGCUCGUGCAGUUUACAAUUAGUACUUAAUCAUUGGAAGGCCAUAGAAUUGUUCCGUCGCCAUCUGUCGCACUUCAAAGAAGUUCCCACACUCGCCACACCGCACGCCAACAUGUCGGCGGCUAUCAGUGAUUCCAUUGUGGAUUCGUUCCGGCAUCUCAGCUGGAUCAGCAGACAAUAUCAAGUGUUUGGGGAGCUCUUUUUGCAGGCAGUAUCCAUAGGAGCAGUACAAGCUGACCAAAGCCAUCACCCCGGUUUCUAUCUGCGUCAGGCAGCUGUGGUAGCCAUCAAGAGACACAGUUGUUAUCGACAAAUUGUAGACACAGAUCUGGCCUCCGCAAGUCUAUAUAGGCUGGCUUCCAUAGAUCGCGAUGGCUCGGAAAAUAAACCUGCGAACACUUUUGUCGGCCAAGAGAUGAUACAAGUACUCGGACAAGCUGCGCAGAUGCAAGAGGCUGACUUUGUCAAUGAGGUGGUAGAACUACUUGCCCAAGCUCGCAUACAGUACAAACGCUUCAAAUGCGCACGUAUGACAAGGUGUAUAGCUGUUCAAAUUGCCGAUCAGUACCUCAGGGCACAGCUUUACGAACGCGCCUUCUUAGUCUACGAAAAGGUUCAUGUAGAAUACAGACGAGAUGGCUGGGAUGUACUAGUGGACAUUGUACUGCGCUCAUCGCUCGUGUGUGCUUGUGCUUUAGGCCGUCUUGACCGCGCCAUGCAGCUGGCGUUGGAAUGUUCCAGUCGCACAUUCAAUGGCUCACACGCUGAACGCGACGCCUGUUUGCGCCUGGCCAGAGCGCUAGGGGACAUAAACGUGCAGAAGGGAGUGGAUUCAAGCACGUCAGCAGAGAAUCUUCUCAUACCCACCACGUCCUCUGAUCUCACCCUGAUGUCACCAGCUGAUAGUUCUUUGGAGUGGAUCAUCACGAAAGCAAGCCACACCGCUAGAAGCAGCGGAAACAAAUCUGAUUCACCUGCAAUGGCUUCAAGCGAUGAGCUACUCGAUUCUACGAACGUGUUAAGCAUGGAUAAGCCUGCAAGCACUCCCGCUCUGAGAAUAGCAAUGAGUGAGUGUUUACCCAUAAUUAACUGUUCUGUGUGCAUUCAAAGCCCCACGUAUACAAUCGUGGACGAAGUGUGUGUGUCCGUCAACGUGGUGUCAAAUCUACCCCAGACCAUCAAGCUAGCUUCUCUUAGUAUCGCCAUGACAGAGGCAACCCUAAACGAGAGGAGUACAAUACACCACCAGGACACGCCAUUGAGUGCAGUGGUAGACACCAGCGCACUGUCUGCAGAGCCGGUGGUGUGUACUGUAUCAGCCAAUGAACGUACAUACGCUGACCUGACACUCACUCCUGAGGUGCCGCGCACAUACACACUCAUUAUGGGUGCGACCGGGGGAGCGGCUGGUAGCCGUCUAUUGGAGGUUUCCCGGGUGGAGUUGACUCUAGAUUUGUUAGAUGUUCCCAAGGUUGCAGGAGAGCAGGCCGACACCCACUUCGCUGGCUUAGUACCGAGGUUAGUCUUUGAUCAGCCACGCAUACUCCAUGCAGACAACGGGCUGGGCAGUGGUGCGAAUCCCGGCAAGAAUGCGAUAGCCUUGGAUUUGCCGGCUACUUCUCAGAGACGCUCCAUCAGCGGGAGUGCCAAUACUCUUGUAAACAGCACAACAGGCUCUUUGGGCGCGGAUUCUACAGUGGAUUACUCGAGGAGGCGUAUUGGUCUCAUAUGUGACGAGCGCGAUAGGAGAAGAGGGGUGGAAAUCGAUGUCCUCAACAGCCAUUCGGAGGCGUUGAGCAUAUUCCAUAAUGAGCGAUGGUCCGCACGACUCACCCCCAGGCCAUCCCAGAUGAAGGUGCGGCUGGUGCACAGGGAAAGCAACAGCAAUGACGUGGAUAUAACAUUCACCUCAGAUGCGGAUGUGCCAGAGAAGGAAAUGCCCGUUCCCGGACAUAUGUUGGAAGCUGCUAUUUCUUCGCACUUGAAUAUAAAGAAACCAACGACGCCCAGAAGUACUCCAGACAAUUUGUCCCUCGAAAAUUUGGCGCAUGAGGACGCCUUGGCAGUUGAUGUGACCCUGGCGCGGUCCAAAUCGACGGCCAGAACGGUUUCAAAUAGGAAAUACAUGGGUCUUGGUUCAGAUGGCUUUGGUCGUAUGGUGGAACUAGAUAGUAUCACAGCUGUCACUGGAGAAGUGAGCCCCAUACUGAUACAGGUGACAAAUCAUGAAGACGAUAUGGUCACUGAUUUGCGUAUCGAGCUCUGGGAGUCUACGCGGGACCUGAGUGCUAGUCCGAAUGCGCUUGCAAGGAGAGCGAGUAUCGAGUUGUUCCGCGGAGGCCUGCUAUCAUGGAGUGCAGACGCGAUUUCUGCAAACGGCAGCGACGGUUCCGUACAAUCUGAAAUAAUGCAUGGGGACAAUCAGAACGCAGAUAACUACACUCUCACGCACACAUUGGAGAAGCCGCUGCCUGAACUGUUGUCUGGUGUCACACACGACCUGUCCUUCUUCCUGCAUAAUUUGACAGAUGUGGAUGAGCGUGCAUUGGCGGUGCGGUUGUCUUAUAUGUGCCAAGGGGUGGCUACUGUCAGUGAGCUCUCUUUCCCACUGACAGUCAUCGAGCCGUUCGAAUGGCAAGCUAAGGUGGCCCACCAAUUUAGGCCUGUACGAGAGGAUGCGGUCGCCUCUGGAGACACCUUUAUGGUUAUGGUGGAUGCGAUCAGCAAAAUUCCGUUUGAGAUCGAUGUGUUAUCAACUGAAUUGCAGCUAUCCUCAGAUAUAGAAAUGGCGCAGGGCACAUCUCACGUCAGUCGAAAAGACUUUAAUUUAUAUUGUGAGCACGCUUGGAGCGAAUGCCUGUAUCUGAGGUGCAAUCUAGAUUUGCCAGUAGGACACAGUAAGGUUGUGGACGUGGGUGAGAUGCUCAUCCACUGGAAAAGCACAAAAGAGAAUCGACGGGGCAGCUCUGUCAUAUUGUUGCCAUCAGUUGUAAUUGAAAGGCAGCCGCUCGUACUUGAAACAGACAUUGCAUCGGUUGGCUUCCUCAAUACGCCGCUGACCGUUACACAUCGGCUAUUCAACAAAUCGAAUAGAGUACAACACGUGGCAUUCACAAUGGAAGCCAGCGAUUCAUUCAUGUUUUCAGGUUACAAAUAUAGUAAAGUGAGGGUAUUGCCCAUGUCGAGUCAGUCGCACACCUACCAGUUGUGUCCAUUAGCCUGUGGAUUGAUUGCACUACCGAAGUUGAGUCUCCACUCUAUUUCGGACGAUGUCACGAUCAGCUUUGCAACGGGCAACGUAGCCACACACCUAUAUGUCAAGCCUACUGAGCAUGUGCAAUAAAUUCUCAAUGAUACAUGC
This is a messenger RNA of Sphaeroforma arctica JP610, 3978 nucleotides long. RefSeq lists its product as hypothetical. The transcript is spliced from 15 exons. The record is from RefSeq and is a predicted model, not a curated record. The coding region runs from base 13 to 3960 and encodes 1315 amino acids. NCBI's taxonomy places the organism in Eukaryota, Ichthyosporea, Ichthyophonida.